Molecule: messenger RNA, 2946 nt
Organism: Xenopus tropicalis (tropical clawed frog)
Lineage: Eukaryota; Metazoa; Chordata; Amphibia; Anura; Pipidae
Gene: eml2
Product: EMAP like 2
Exons: 22
Coding region: 78-2525 (815 amino acids)
Cellular component (GO): cytoskeleton
Source: RefSeq, a predicted model, not a curated record
GAGGGAUGUGAGAAACAGAGAGAGAAAGGGAGAAAAGAAAGGCAUAAAGACAAGAAGACGGAAAAAAGAGAAAAGGAAUGUCAGAAUCCGGCGCUGGUGGCAGUUCUGUGUAUGAUACCAGCUCCCUGCUGCAGUAUUGCAAUGAUGAUGGCCUCUCAGGUCCCAGUGCGAUGGACACAGAUGAUCGGAUCUCCAACUUGGAACAGCGGCUUCAGCUCCAGGAGGAUGAGAUGCAAGUUCUGAGAGCUGCACUAAGUGAUGCUCUGCGAAGACUGCGGAUUUGUGAAGAGAGAGGAGACGCUAUACGUGGUAGACAGAGUGAGCAAUUUGUUGAACGUGUCCAUAUAGUGAAACCACCUCCUCGCUCUGCACAAAAUGGUACAGCCCCACGAAGAAGAACUGGCCUUUCCACCUCUCCAUCCUCUCCUAAAAUGGGGGGGACCCCAGUCUUCGUAAAGAGCGUCCGGCGCUCUCUCUCACCUGAACGCAUGUCAUUUCUAAAGAGAGAUAUCUCGGACACCAGAAGCAGAGUACUUGCAACCUGCAGUGGAAGAAGAGAUGGUAAGAGCAAGCAAGUUGUUUUCUAUCCAGAGGAGGGAGUCGUAAAGCUGUACCUCCGUGGCCGUUCUGUACCCCUUUAUGUUCCUGACUCACUGGUUGCCUCAUACAGCCUGGAUGCAAAGGGCGAGCUACCAACAAGAGAGCUGCAACUAGAAUGGGUAUAUGGGUAUCGGGGCCGGGACUGCCGCAGUAAUCUAUUUGUCUUGCCAUCAGGGGAGUUACUGUAUUUCACAGCAGCUGUGUGCGUCCUGUAUGACCCUGCAGCUGGCACCCAGCGCCACUAUCGGGGCCACACCGAUGACAUUAAAAGUCUGGCUGUCCACCCAGAUUCUGUGACUAUCGCCAGUGGGCAAGUGGCCGGAAAUUCACAGGAUGGCAAGGCUUUGCCACCUCAUGUCCGGAUAUGGCACUCUGUCAGUCUUUGUACUCUUCAUGUUAUUGGAGUUGGAAGCUUUGAGAGAGCAGUAACCUGUUUGUCUUUCUCCAAGACUGAUGGCGGGAGCCUUUUGUGUGCCUGUGAUGAAUCUGGUGAUCAUGUCCUCUCUGUAUGGCAGUGGCAGCGAGAGAAUAAAAUCACAGAGGUGAAGUGUUCAACAGAACCAGUUCUGGCAACAAUUUUCCACCCCACUGAGCCAAAUCUGAUCAUCACAUGUGGGAAAUCCCAGCUGUAUUACUGGAGCCUUGAAGGGACCACAGGAGGAGGAACUACAAGUGGAGGAGCAACUUUAAGCAAGAGGCAGGGAGUGUUUGAGAAACAUGAAAAGCCCCGUUUUGUCCUUUGUGUGGCAUUUGCUGAAAAUGGAGAUGUCGUCACAGGAGACUCCAAUGGGAAUUUAUAUGUGUGGGGGAAAGGAAGUCACAGGAUCUCCCAUGCUGUCUCUAAUGCUCAUGAUGGAUCAAUCUUUGCUCUCUGCGUAUGCAGGGAUGGGACACUCCUUUCAGGAGGAGGAAAGGACGGCAGAGUCAUCUUAUGGGGCAGAGACUAUAAAAAAGUGCAAGAAACAAGAAUCCCAGAAUGCUUUGGGCCAGUUCGGACCAUUGCAGAGGGUCGAGGAGGAGGCACCUUGUAUGUGGGAACCACCAAGAAUUGUGUGAUGAGUGGCAAUCUAGAAAGUGGCCUAAGCUGUUUAAUACAGGGUCACACAGAUGAGCUGUGGGGUCUCUGUACUCAUCCAACCCUUGACCUCUUCCUGACUUGUGGCCAUGAUAAAUUUGUCCACCUUUGGAACAGCAAAGAACAUCAGCCUGUUUGGAGUACCACCCUGGAGGAUGCGGCUCGGGUGGCUGGCUUUCACCCAUCAGGUUCAGUUGUAGCAGUUGGGACCUCUAGUGGCAGGUUUUUGGUAUUGGACUCUCAAACCCACGUUAUUGUGACAAGUGUCUCUGAUGCAGCUGAGCAGAUCAGUGUAACCAGCUACAGCCCUGACGGACAUUAUCUGGCAGUUGGGUCACACGAUAAUUUUAUUUAUCUGUAUGAGGUGGCAGAAGAGGGUCGAGAGUACAGACGUGUGGGGAAAUGUACGGGUCACUCCAGUUUUGUCACACACUUGGACUGGGCCUCAGACAGUUCCUCCUUCAUGACAAACAGUGGAGACUAUGAAAUUCUGUACUGGGACCCAGAUUCUUGUAAGCAGAUUGUUAGUGCAGAAAAUGUACGCAACAUAGACUGGGAGAAUUCCUCAUGCACUCUGGGCUUCUAUGUUCUUGGAAUAUGGCCUGAUGGAGCAGAUGGCACAGACAUAAAUGCAGUGACACGGUCUCACGACAGGAAGCAACUGGCCACUGGAGAUGAUUUUGGAGGAGUGCGUCUGUAUAAUUACCCCUGUGUGGUGCCUCGGGCACCCAGCCAUAAAUACAGUGGACACAGCAGUCAUGUUACCAGAGUUGUCUUCCUGCAUAAUGACAGUGUUCUGUUGUCUGCUGGCGGCAAAGACAGCACGGUGUUGCAGUGGGCUGUACUAUAACAGAGCGUCUGUCGUUUGCUUGCUGAGCAUCUAAACCUAGAACUUGCACAGCAUCUUAAUCUAGUUCCUACACUGAGCACCGUGGCUUGCAUUAACCUAGACUUUUCCCUAUGUACUCUGCCUGCGGAGUGUCUUACCCUGGCCUGCACUGUCUCACUCGUAUCUAUGGAAUACAACAUGGAUUUUACGCAGGGUGUCUCUAUUCUAAAGAAUGUUUGCGUAAUUUAUUGAUGGUUUGUUUAAAAAAAAAAAAAAAGAGUAUUUCACUUUAAAAGGCAAAGCAUUUAAACCUUGCACCCUUUUCCAAGAUCCUCAGUAGACAGGAUUAUUGCUCUAAUUUUUCCAUUCGCAUACUUGAUUAUUCUUUGUUUUUAGUAUGUAGCACUAAAGAUUCACAAAUAAAUGGAAAAUCAUUUCUGAC